Impatiens glandulifera is the source of this 455-nucleotide messenger RNA. RefSeq lists its product as uncharacterized. The transcript is spliced from 3 exons. The record is from RefSeq and is a predicted model, not a curated record. Bases 100 to 363 code for a protein of 87 amino acids. Lineage: Eukaryota; Viridiplantae; Streptophyta; Magnoliopsida; Ericales; Balsaminaceae.
UUUGGAUAAGAAUCAAAAAAGAGAAUUGUCCUGAUUUUGAACAUAUAUACUAGCUAGUUACCUGCAAAUUAAGCAUCCCACAACAUUUGUCUAUCGGUCAUGUCUCGCUGGAUUAAACCCGAGGUAUAUCCUCUAAUGGCUGCAAUGACAUUUGUGACUAGCUUGUGUGCUUUUCAGCUUACUAGAAACUUAUUCCUAAAUCCUGAUGUCAGAAUCAAUAAAGUCCAUCGAACCACUCCUGUGCUAGAGAACCACGAGGAAGGAGAAAAAUAUGCUGAGCACAAGUUGAGAAAGUUCCUCCGAACAAAGUCGCCGGAGGUCAUGCCGACCAUCAAUCACUUCUUCUCCGACGACAAUAACUAAACGAAUAAAAAUGGGUCUUAUUGGUUGAUUGUUAUGCUAGUUCUCCUUAAAUAAAUAAAAAUAAAAAAUAAAAAUAAUUAACUGCUAUAUUA